AUGCAGUGGCGACGUGUGGUGAAGGGUUUGGUUUCUGGUCAUCUCUCCUUGUGUGGAAGGAGCUUCUCUUGCGUCUUUGAAGUUGGUGUCUCUUCUUUUCCUGUCGGAAGAAGGGCGUUUGAUUUGGGGUUUAGCUCAGGUGUCUUUGCUCUUCUCAGUUUGUGUUUCGGUCCGUGCGGAUCCGAGGUUGCUAGGUUUGUCUGUGGGUCUGGUUCUGGCUCUGUCUUGGAGAGUUCAGGUAAGUUACAGUGGCUCAUUGGUCGGUUCACCCGUCGAUUGCUCCGGCUUUUUUUAAAGAUCUGUGAAGCUUUUGCUCUUUUCUUUUGA
Messenger RNA from Microthlaspi erraticum, 327 nucleotides. Lineage: Eukaryota; Viridiplantae; Streptophyta; Magnoliopsida; Brassicales; Brassicaceae. The record is from the annotation of a GenBank genome assembly.